Messenger RNA from Penicillium pulvis, 1473 nucleotides. RefSeq names its product DNA helicase ZGRF1-like domain-containing protein. Bases 1 to 1473 code for a protein of 490 amino acids. Gene Ontology annotation, biological process: double-strand break repair. The record is from RefSeq and is a predicted model, not a curated record. The transcript has 2 exons. Lineage: Eukaryota; Fungi; Ascomycota; Eurotiomycetes; Eurotiales; Aspergillaceae. Gene Ontology annotation, cellular component: nucleus; site of double-strand break.
AUGUCCACCCCCUCAUCCUCCCGAGGCCCGGGCCCAAGCCCGGGCUCCCAGAUCACCGCCUCAGUGGUCAAGUUUCGAUGCUUGUUCACGUAUGACCUGCGCCGCAAAUCAAAGCGCUGGCAAGAUGGGUAUCUUAAAUAUCAUGCAUUCAAUAAGCGAGCCAUGGUCUACGAUGAACAGGGAAAUUACAUCGGUGAUCACCACUGGCGAUCGGCGGAAGAGGUGCAGGAAGGCGAUGAGCUUGAACUCGAUAAGGGUGUGCUGAUAGAGGUGGGGGAGCGCAUGAGUACCACACAGACAGACCUGUCCAAUCUUUUUGAGAAAAGGCGAUCUCAAACAUCGCCACAAACCAGGAAUAACAACCCCGCGUCCGACUCUCAACCGCCCCGUUCCUCGACCUCAAUAUCCACGCCCACAUACACACCCACGUCCGUUCGGUCUUCAGCCUCGUCGCAUCCGUUUCGCUCAUUGAAUGACCUGCUUGGUAUCAGAAAGACACCCAUUGGACAUCUUGUGUCACCAUAUGAGGAACGGCACGGACCUCCGGCGGCGGCGGCGGCGGCGCCACCAGCACCAGAGACCGAACGGGCAACUAAGCGAGCAAAGAUAUCGACGGGAAAGACGACAAGCAAUGUCUCAUCCGACGUGGUCGAUCUGACAGGGCCUGAAAAUGGACCCCUGCGUCAGCGUGCGCCAGUCCGGGCAACACCACCCCAGAAGGACUCGAGGCCAACCAUGCCACCACCGGAGAAACCCGUAGCUGUAGCAAGGCUACCAAGUCCUUCGGUACCGACACCUAUUCAACCACCACACACGAAGCCUACAGCAAAUCAUGCCCCUCUUCCAGGCAGUACUGUCCAGGACAGACAUCCGGAGCGACCUGAAGCGCGAAGCCAACAAAAAGACAAAUCUUCAGCUGUGCCAGAUGACGCACGUUUCGAGAAACCCGCUGCUUCGCGUAUGACGAUGCAGAAACCCCGCAACAAAUUCAUGUACAGUACUCUGCAGCAACAGCCGUCUUCGGUGCCAUCGACAACAACCACCGAGAAACAGAGACGCCUACCCAUUUCAAACCCCACAGAUUUCCAUAAACAACCACCACAAGCAUCAAUGAGAGGAGAAGUAGGUUCAGCCAAUACAGAGUUCCUGCCUUCAGAUGCCACCCAAUUUGCUCUCGAAGACAUAGCCGCUCCCUCGGGCUUUGAAAACGGCUCGAGCCGAAAUCAGAGGCCGGCCAAGGACACACCGCGAAAUAUACCCGCAAGACGGUCUUUCGAUGCACCUCUUCGCAAGUCCCUUUCUGAUCCAAGCGCUCUGAACAAAAAGCCUAGUCUCCAGGCGAGGCCGACUCCUAUGCGAAGUGCCAUGAGUGCGGUCCCAGAAGAACCUGAGGUGCUAGAAGAAGGUCCCUGGACUGCGGAGGCGUUGGAUCUCUUUGACUUUUGGCCUCCUGGCCGACCGAAACCCAUUUGA